Messenger RNA from Amblyraja radiata (thorny skate), 1922 nucleotides. RefSeq names its product sirtuin 2 (silent mating type information regulation 2, homolog) 2 (S. cerevisiae) (gene sirt2). Gene Ontology annotation, molecular function: transcription factor binding; histone deacetylase activity, NAD-dependent; NAD+ binding. NCBI's taxonomy places the organism in Eukaryota, Metazoa, Chordata, Chondrichthyes, Rajiformes, Rajidae. Gene Ontology annotation, cellular component: nucleus. The coding region runs from base 114 to 1139 and encodes 341 amino acids. The transcript has 16 exons. The record is from RefSeq and is a predicted model, not a curated record.
CUUUCUUCACGUCCCCCGUUGCUCGGCCGGACAAUAUUUGCGGGGCCGGAGCGGAGGGACCGGGCUGGACCGGAGGCGGGGGCGGGGAGCGCUGGCGACAGAACAUCGGCUCAAUGUCGAGGCCGGAAGAUCCAAAGACUGGUACAGACUCUGAAAGUGAGAGCCCAGAUUCCCAAGGGGAAGCAAGCGGGCAGUUAGAUGUGUCUGAAAUGGAUUUCUUGAGGAACUUGCUGUCACGCUCCCUUGAUCUGCAGCAGUCAGACGCUGGGCCGGUGCUGGAGAAACGGAGCCUCGAAGGGGUGGCCAAGUACAUCCUCAACAAGAAAUGUGACAAGAUAAUAUGCAUGGUUGGAGCUGGCAUAUCAACGUCGGCAGGAAUCCCUGACUUCCGUAGUCCAGGAACUGGCCUCUACCACAACCUUCAGAAGUAUGACUUGCCAUAUCCAGAAUCCAUUUUUGAGAUGGGAUUCUUCAAGCAAAAUCCGGAGCCUUUUUUUGCGCUGGCAAAAGAACUGUACCCAGGACAGUUUAAGCCCACGGUCUGCCACUACUUCAUACGGAUGCUGAGGGACAAGGGGUUGCUGUUACGUUGUUACACACAGAACAUUGACACUCUUGAAAGAGUCGUUGGGUUGAAAGACGAGGACCUGAUAGAAGCCCACGGAACAUUCUACACCUCUCACUGCACCAACAGCACAUGCAGGAAGCAGUAUAACCUGGACUGGAUGAAAACACAGAUCUUCACAAAGCCGCUCCCAAAAUGUGAGCUGUGCGAUUCUGUAGUGAAACCGGACAUUGUGUUCUUCGGCGAAAGUCUCCCCCCUCGGUUCUUUGCCACCAUGGAGUCUGAUUUUCCAGUGUGUGACCUCCUCAUCAUCUUGGGCACAUCCCUGCAGGUUCAGCCAUUUGCGUCGCUCGUCAACAGAGUGUCCAAGUCCACCCCGAGGCUGUUCAUUAACAAAGAGACCACUCGUCAGAGUGACCCCAUGAUGGCUCUGCUGGGACUUGGGAAUUCUCUUGACUUUGAUUCAGAAAAAGCCUACAGGGAUGUAGCGUACGUGGGUCCGUGCGAUGAUGGGUGCCUGGCUCUUGCUGAAUUGCUGGGAUGGAAGGACGAACUUGCCAGAAGAAAGUUGUGAAGAAGGAGCACGCCCUGAUCGACAGCCAGGCGGAAGGGGCGCAGGCAUCAGCUGGCCCCGCGGCUCAGGAGGAGAAGGGAAGCGUGCUGAAGUCACAGGCGGUAACGCAGGAAGAGGCGGAGAAGCCAGGUGCCCAAAAGAAAGCAUGACUCUGCUACAGCCCACUGCACUAAAUAACCCGGCAGGGAAAGCAAACGUCUUUGCAACUGCAACCCCUCGUAUUAACUGCUGUGAAGAGUGACUGCGGAGUAAUUGAACCCAUCCUCACUCACCUCUGCUGCAGCAACGACAAUAUUGCCCAUUUGACUUUCCUUAAGUUUGAUUAUAGAUACCUAGUCAAGGGCAUCGAACCCGUCCACAGUGGACAGGGUGUAACAACAGUUUUAACAGCAGUGUGUGUGGGGGGGGGGGGGGGGAAGGUUGUGUUGCAGUACAAGUUUUUUAUUGUGAUUGUCGUAUGAAAUGGGGAUUCAUUUCAUCCCUCUGGGAACCAAUUCCAUGAGAAUAAAGCAGCAAAUUAUUAACUGAGUUUCAUUGCUCUGCCUAUUGUGACUCAAAGCACUCUUUGGUUUGAGAGUUCGGCCCAGAGUCGGCAGCGGUUUGAUGGAGAAUGGAGUUGUUGCAACUAAUCGAAUGGACAACUAGAAACCAAACAUCCUACAGCGAGCAUGAUAGGCCACUCGACGAAAAAGAGACGUGGGCAGAUUCGUGGGUAAUUUUCGGCCCCAUUUCCCUAACCGGCUUCCGUCUCCGCACCAAAGAUCCCGUAGCGGAGCAAAGAUA